AUGAAUAAAUACGAGGUAUUGGGAGUUGUUGGAGAAGGUGCUUAUGGAGUGGUUCUCAAAUGCAAAAAUAAGGAGACCAAUGAGAUAGGUUAGAUUUGACAUUUAGUUGUGUAGUGGCGAUCAAAAAGUUCAAAGAAACUGAAGAGAACGAGAUUGUGAAAAAGAGUAUUCAAAGAGAAGUGAAAGUGCUUAGAUUGCUAAGGCAUGCAAACAUAGUGGAAUUGAAGGAAGCAUUCAAAAGGUAGUAUGAUGUAGAAAGUUAAUUAGAAAAGGGAGAAUCUAUUUAGUGUUUGAGUAUGUGGAGCGCAAUUUACUUGAAGUUCUGGAGGCAUCCCCUUCAGGAUUGGAAGUAUUUCGUAUAAUUAUCAUAAUAGCCAUUGUAUAUAAAGAGGAUAAUUUUUCAGUUGCUUAAGGCAAUAUAUUGUUGUCAUCAGAAUGAUAUUGUUCAUAGAGAUAUAAAACCAGAAAAUCUGUUGAUAAGCAACACUCAUCAGUUGAAGUUAUGCGAUUUCGGUUUUGCAAGAGUAUGAAGUUUAUUCUCAUUUAAUUUAGUCUUUAACUGCAUCAACAUAAGAUCUCACUGACUAUGUGGCAACUAGAUGGUAUAGAGCUCCAGAACUUUUACUUUCCUACUCAAAUUAUGAUAAAGGAGUUGAUAUGUGGUACAUUGUAUAAAUUAAAAUUAGGGCGAUAGGAUGUUUGUUAUGUGAAUUGACAGAUGGUAAUCCUUUGUUUCCAGGGGAGAAUGAAAUGGAUUAAUUAUAUCUCAUCCAGAAGAUGCUAGGACCAUUGACAUAAAGUUAAUAAGAAACAUUCUCAAAGAAUCCUCGUUUUUUGGGAAUGAAAUUUCCAGAAAUAUCUAAACCAGAAACACUGGAAUAAAGGUAAUUUAAUAAUUUAUUUUAGAUAUCUUUGUAAAUUACCUAAAAAAGCAAUCAAUUUUGUUAAAGGAUUAUUAAAGAUGGAACCAGGUGAACGAUUGACUUGUAAAUAAGCACUUAGACAUUAAUAUUUCGAAGAUUUGCCAGAAGCAGUUGAAUUCAUGAGAGAAUUGGAAUUGCAAAAUGAUUAAGAAAAGCGACAAGUAAGUGCAGGUGUUCAUAGAACUGCAGCAUCACCUAACACACAAUAAAAUGUGAUUAGAACUAAAGUAUGAAUUAUUAAAGAUCUUUCCUAUAGACUAGUUUCAAAGUACCUAAUUAUUUGGGAAAUCAGUUGAAUAUGUAAAAUACAGCUUACAAUUACACUAUUUAAGGAUAGCAACAUGAGAAGGAUGGGAAACAGAUAAAGAAAGCAGUAAACAUUUAUUCUAAAAUCUAGUAGUCAAUAGAGAAGUUGGUUCCUGGAUUCAAGGAGUAAAAGUUGAAUUUGAAUUCUGAUACAAAUAAGAUGAAGGUAUCAGGAUAAUCGCAAUUUAGUCAAUAAUAAUUAUAAAUGUAAUAGUCAAUUAAGAUUCAAAAUUUAAACAUCAUAUAUAAUUCCAAUACUUACAAUCAAUUUUAAAAGAAAGGAGCCUUAACGAAAAAAUGA
Messenger RNA from Paramecium octaurelia, 1530 nucleotides. The record is from the annotation of a GenBank genome assembly. NCBI's taxonomy places the organism in Eukaryota, Ciliophora, Oligohymenophorea, Peniculida, Parameciidae.